Messenger RNA from Peniophora sp. CBMAI 1063, 1161 nucleotides. The record is from the annotation of a GenBank genome assembly. NCBI's taxonomy places the organism in Eukaryota, Fungi, Basidiomycota, Agaricomycetes, Russulales, Peniophoraceae.
AUGUCGUAUAACAUCUCUGAAGUGCAGCUGGAUUCGCCUACUGCUGAUGUGAAGGACAUAGCUAGCUUCCGAGCCUUCCCGCUUCUGCUUGAGACAGCUCUGAUCGGUGUAUUCACCGUGCAAACCGUAUUCUUUGUGCAACAAAGAUGCUCUCGCCUGAUCAAGAACUCGAGAUUGCCUCAGCACGAAAGGGAGAAGCCGAAGCCACACGCCAAUAUGCUACUCGGUUUGGCCAUCUGUCUAUAUCUGUUGGCCAUAGCGUACUGGGCUAUUGACAUCGCACUCUUGCGUCAAGAACUGCUUGUCUUGCUGCCCAAUCAGCUUUUGACCGUCCCCGAUGUUCAAGUCUAUGGCGCACUAGCCGAGCUGAGGGGAGCGGAGAAGUAUGCACAAGCCAUCUUACAAGUGAUCAUAUGGUCAAUCAGCGACUGCAUAGCAUUAUGGAGAGCCUGGGUGAUCUUCGACAGACCUCGAUGGCUUGGCUAUACUAUAUCAGCCCUAUUGUUUCUCGAACUGGCGGACUACGUCGUAUACCUGACUCUGUACCUCUAUGCCUUCCCAAACCCGCCCAGAUUUAUUGCUGUCCUGUGGGAAAGGAGCGGAGGGCUCAUUGGUACUGCGCCCUUCGCAGCGACGUCAUCCGUCACCGCCGCACUUCAAGUCUUCGCAACUGUGUUGAUUGCUUUCAAGGCCUGGGCAAUUCUCAAGAUCAGACGAGGUGUUUUCGACGGCCCUGGCCGAAACUUCAGGACCCUCUCCGUUUUCAUCGAGACUGGUCUAGCAUACGCCGUGCUUUGGGUAUGGUAUGCGGUGGGAGCUGAUAACACGAUCACAAGCAAAACGACGGCGGCAUGGACGGACUUCUACGUAAUCCCUAUCACCGCGAUGUACCCCACUUUGGUGGUGAUGAUAGUAACAAUGCAGGACUCGGUGCUGGCCGCCGAUUCCGACAAUCUGCCGAGCAAAGCCAGCAGUUUCCGCUUCGCGAAGCCUACGAACGAUGCCGAAUCCGGAACAAGCAAUGAACGGCGCCUACCUUCCUCGCCACCCGGCCUCGUGCGAGGCCGAUCUACGGAGACAAUGAAAGACGAGAAGGGUGGGGGUAAGAUGAGCUUUGAUGCGGUCUGUCGGGUUGAGACGGCGCACCUGAGUUGCAAUUGA